AUGUAUGAGCUGAAAAACAGUGGAGUGGCCGAUACCAGUGGUGCGAUUAUUCUGGGAAGCGCUUUCCUAAUAGGAGCGGGCAGUGCCCUAGCAUUGCUGUUAGGUGCUUUGAUCGAAAAAAAGGAACUGAUUAUAGUAUUUCUGGUCAUGCAAUUUGUCGUGAAUACGGUGGAGCUUUUUUAUAUAAUACUGGCCUUAAUGCAUGGCAUGGAAUAUAACAAAUUUGUAUUCUAUGUACUGCCUCUGUUUCUGCUAAUAUACAUAAUUAUUGUUGCAUAUUCGUACUUCAGGUACAUCUGGGAAGAAUAUUGAAUGACUUUGACAACAGGAUCGCACAAGUGAUAUGACUUUCUGCUUACUUAAGUGCCAUAGUAGUUAGUUUAUUGAUGGAGUAUUACUUUUUGCAGGCUUAUAUUGAUAAAUGCUUAAUAUUCCUUUCUGAACGGGUGCCACGAUUUUAUUUAGGAUAUCAAUAAAUAAAUUUUUUUAUGGAGAA
Scaptodrosophila lebanonensis is the source of this 496-nucleotide messenger RNA. RefSeq lists its product as uncharacterized. Lineage: Eukaryota; Metazoa; Arthropoda; Insecta; Diptera; Drosophilidae. Bases 1 to 312 code for a protein of 103 amino acids. The record is from RefSeq and is a predicted model, not a curated record. The transcript has 4 exons.